Arabis nemorensis is the source of this 264-nucleotide messenger RNA. NCBI's taxonomy places the organism in Eukaryota, Viridiplantae, Streptophyta, Magnoliopsida, Brassicales, Brassicaceae. The record is from the annotation of a GenBank genome assembly.
AUGGAGUCAAUAAAAUGUAAAGUCUUCCCUCCUAAGCAAGAAAAUGUGGAGAUGAAACAAGAAUCUACUGAAGGUUCGUCAUCAUCCUCCAUAAAACCUAAAAAUUUGGAGACGGAAUCUUUGGUUCCAUCCUCUAUGGAAGAUGUGGAGCCAUUGAUACCAAUCAAAGCUGAAAGUAGUGUUAAGACCGAGUUACCAGCUGUGGCUAUUGGAUCAGUUGCAACUUCUUCCGCGAUUGACAUGGAAGAGGAGACACAAGGGUAG